Molecule: messenger RNA, 1078 nt
Organism: Equus quagga
Lineage: Eukaryota; Metazoa; Chordata; Mammalia; Perissodactyla; Equidae
Gene: ELF5
Product: E74 like ETS transcription factor 5
Exons: 7
Coding region: 232-1002 (256 amino acids)
Biological process (GO): cell differentiation; regulation of transcription by RNA polymerase II
Cellular component (GO): nucleus
Molecular function (GO): DNA-binding transcription factor activity, RNA polymerase II-specific; sequence-specific DNA binding
Source: RefSeq, a predicted model, not a curated record
AAACUUUCUGCAUGGGAGAGCCAUUCCCCCUCGGAGGAGCGUGUCACACUGUAUGUCACCGUCAUCAAAGGGGCUGUGCAUAAACCUGAAAAACCAAACGGACCUGUCUGUAGGUGUUACUUAUACACAGGGCUGCAGGUGCCCUUAUUUCCACUGUUCACCGUGCUGGCAGCGCCUGCCUUCUCUGGCCACAGAACCUCCUCCUUGGACCUACUCUCCGCUGUCCUCACGAUGAUGUUGGACUCAGUGACACACAGCACCUUCCUGCCCAAUGCAUCCUUCUGCGACCCCCUGAUGUCCUGGACUGAUCUGUUCAGCAGUGAAGAGUAUUAUCCUGCCUUUGAGCAUCAGACAGCCGGUGACCCCUACUGGACGUCGGUGCACCCCGAGUACUGGACGAAGCGCCACGUCUGGGAGUGGCUCCAGUUCUGCUGCGAGCAGUACAGGCUGGACGCCAGUGGCAUCUCCUUCUGCCACUUCAACGUCAGCGGCCUGCAGCUGUGCAGCAUGACACAGGAGGAGUUCAGAGAGGCGGCCGGCGUCUGCGGGGAGUACCUGUACUUUAUCCUCCAGAACAUCCGCGCGCAAGGUUACUCCUUUUUUAACGACACUGAAGAGACCAAGGCCACCAUCAGAGACUGUGCUGAUUCCAACUGCUUGAAAACAAGUGGCAUCAAAGGUCAGGACUGUCCCAGCCACAGUCGAGCAAGCCUCCAAAGUUCUCAUCUAUGGGAAUUUGUGCGAGACCUGCUUCUAUCUCCUGAAGAAAACUGUGGCAUUCUCGAAUGGGAAGAUAGGGAGCAAGGUAUUUUUCGGGUCGUUAAAUCAGAAGCCCUGGCAAAGAUGUGGGGACAGAGGAAGAAAAACGACAGAAUGACGUACGAAAAGCUGAGCAGAGCCCUGCGGUACUACUACAAAACGGGGAUUCUGGAGCGGGUCGACCGGAGGUUAGUGUACAAGUUUGGAAAGAAUGCACACGGGUGGCAGGAGGACAAGCUAUGAUCUGCUCCGUCAUCAAGCUCGUUUUAUGGAUUUCUGUCCUUUAAAACAAUCAAAUUGCAAUAGACAUUUGAAAGUC